AUAAAUAACAGCAGGAGUGAUCUAACCCUAUACAGCCCAUCCUCUACGUGCAAAAACAGCGUGCGGAGGACGGCCACAUCUCCGACUGCAAACAAGUGGAUCUCUGUGGAUAAGAUCACCGGGCAGCCAUGGAAGAACUUACGGCUUUUGUAUCCAAAUCUUUUGACCAGAAAAGCAAAGAGAGCAGCAGCGGCAGUGGCAGCAGCAACAAGAAGGAGACGAUCACUUACAGGGAAGUUUUGGAGAGUGGGUUGGCUCGCUCUAGGGAGCUUGGAAACUCUGACUCUAACCUGCAGGACAUGACCGAGAGCAGCAACCAUUGCCCGGUGCAUCUUUUCAAAGACCACGUAGAGAGCGACAAGGACAAACUGAAGGAGUUCAGCACGGGCAGGACGGCGGAAGGGAUCUACGAGUGCAAAGAGAAGAGGGAAGAUGUAAAGUCAGAAGACGAAGAUGGACAGACCAAGCUCAAACAAAGGAGGAGCAGAACCAAUUUCACACUAGAGCAGCUGAAUGAGCUGGAAAGACUUUUUGAUGAGACUCACUAUCCGGAUGCCUUCAUGAGGGAGGAACUAAGCCAGAGGCUGGGACUGUCUGAAGCUAGGGUUCAGGUCUGGUUCCAGAAUAGGAGAGCAAAAUGUCGAAAGCAGGAAAACCAGAUGCACAAAGGUGUGAUCUUGGGAACCGCCAGCCAUCUAGACGCCUGCAGAGUGGCCCCCUACGUGAAUAUGGGAGCCCUAAGGAUGCCUUUCCAACAGGUCCAGGCCCAGCUGCAGCUGGAGGGCGUGGCCCACGCGCACCCGCACCUGCACCCGCACCUGGCGGCCCACGCUCCCUACCUGAUGUUCCCACCGCCGCCGUUCGGGCUGCCCAUCGCCUCGCUGGCGGAGUCCGCUUCCGCCGCCGCCGUGGUGGCCGCCGCCGCCAAGAGCAACAGCAAGAACUCCAGCAUCGCCGACCUGCGGCUGAAGGCCCGGAAGCACGCCGAGGCCCUGGGGCUCUGACACGCUUCACACCAGACGCCCCCUACGCCAUACCAAAC
Molecule: messenger RNA, 1042 nt
Organism: Melopsittacus undulatus (budgerigar)
Lineage: Eukaryota; Metazoa; Chordata; Aves; Psittaciformes; Psittaculidae
Gene: SHOX
Product: SHOX homeobox
Exons: 5
Coding region: 129-1004 (291 amino acids)
Biological process (GO): regulation of transcription by RNA polymerase II
Cellular component (GO): nucleus
Molecular function (GO): sequence-specific double-stranded DNA binding; DNA-binding transcription factor activity, RNA polymerase II-specific
Source: RefSeq, a predicted model, not a curated record